Nymphalis io (European peacock) is the source of this 711-nucleotide messenger RNA. RefSeq lists its product as uncharacterized. Lineage: Eukaryota; Metazoa; Arthropoda; Insecta; Lepidoptera; Nymphalidae. The transcript has 4 exons. The record is from RefSeq and is a predicted model, not a curated record. The coding region runs from base 1 to 642 and encodes 213 amino acids.
AUGUUGCAAGAGACGAAAAAAAUUGAAUCCAUGCUCUUUAAUUACGAAACGACAUAUAGAACAGACUUUCGUUUUGGCGAAAUUCGCGAAUAUCCAAAGACAAUUUAUGUACCUAAAACUUCACACAAGAAACGCGGAGAACCGCCUUAUAGGAAUAUACAUACUUUGAAUGAAUGGAGGGACAAUGUCAUACCACCAUUCAACCUGUUACACGUACCCAAGGAAGUGGUGAGAACUAACCCCAAUAAUGUGCAGCAACGUUUUGAAAAACCUAUAGACUUAGACCGUGAGCAUGCACAGAAGACACGACCGCGUCUUAUAAUGACACCGGCGGUGAGUAUGGACGACAUAGAAGACGAAAGCGCUCGAAGAAUUCUCUGCACCGACAUGUAUACCAGCGAUAUGAGUCGUAGUAUGCGUGAAGGUAUGGUGCCUUAUAAAAACGUGAAAGCACCAUUGCCUGGACGACCCGCGCCUUCCAAUUGUGUCACAUUACCAACGCUACAACCUCCAUAUGUAUCCCUAGAGUGGAGAAUGGAUUCCAUCACCUGGGAUAGCAAACAGCAUCGUGGUUAUUGCGACCCCACUAAGGAAUUUUGGCUGAGAAGAGAACCGCCUAAGUAUAAGGUGUAUAAAAAAUGAACACAAAACCGAAUACAAUUAAAUGAAAAACAAUAAGAAAGAUUAAGGGAUAGAUCUUGUGACAGCUAG